UCUACAACGGGUCAACUCUACUGUCAAAGGCUCAGGGGAUCCCAGGCAAACUGGACACGAAUCAGAUCCAGCACUUUCCACAACCCUUACGUACUGAGAUAUGACAUCAGGUGCUGCAGACAUGACACCUAAGAAUUGACGGAUCGAAAAGCACGGUCGUUAUUAAAAUUGGCAAUCUCAGUUUGAUGGAUGGAUGGAUGGACGAUUAGGUUAAAGCCGCAUCGUCGCCCUGAGGCAAUUGAACCACUAUCAUUGCGUGUUAAUUACAUUACGGAAAUACCAAGCAGCAUUGAUAAAUGGAUGUCGAAAAAAUUGCGAUGGUUGCGGGCGUAGGGUUUGCCUUAGCUGUUGGGGCUUUUGUAUUGUGGGGACCUUCCCCAAGGCCUAGACGAAAAAGUCAAAUUAUUGGAUUAACAAAUCUCGGUUACACGUGUUUUAUGAAUGCUCUUCUGCAGUCUUUAGCGGCGUGCCCAACCUUCGCUGGGUGGCUUGAGACACGCCGUGGAGAUACUGAAAAAGGAAGCUUUGCUUGCAGUCUUCUGUCAGUUUUAGAUAGAAUCAAUGGAUUCUGUGCUGAAACAAUCUAUGGAGAUGUAACUCCUAUUGAGAUAAUAACGUCUCUCGGGCCUUUGUGGAUCUUUACACCUGGACAUCAAGAUGCUCACGAGUUAUUUCACGUUGUGCUAAGCGCACUUCAAGCCGAAAUGCAACCUGUUAACCGAAAGGGUUGUUUGUCAGACGCAUUACCUGAAGUUAAUCCUGUAAUAUCAGAUAUCAAAGGGUCAGGAGAUACCUUUGGUUUUCGAAGUGUGUCUUGUAGUGACAUAUCAAAAGAAGACCAUGAAUCUGGGAUAUCUGUGAAGUGCAAUCAACAUUUGGCUGACCAAAUGAUAGCAUCGGCCAAGUUAAUUCCAAAAAGUUUUGGUAACGUUCAGGAAGGUCCAAAGCCAGGCAUGAUUCUGGCCCGAUCCUCUGAGGUGAUAUUUAAAUCUGGUUCACAAAAUUUGAUGACGAAGGACUUGACAUCCCGAGCUUGGAACUCGCUAUGUACUAUUCCUUCGCCUAGCCUCCCGGCCUUGUGUAACGCAGCGCAUCCCUUCUCAGGGCUGCUAACUAGUCAGUUGAAAUGCACUAAUUGCAACUGGAAGUCCUCCGUCCACUAUGACAAGUUUGAAAGCGUUUCCUUGCCCUUGCCUCCAGCAAGCAGUUCUCUGACUUGGCGACGACACACGUUAGCAGAGCUAUUGUCGCGUUUUGUAACUAGUGAAGUAAUCCAUGAUGUUCAAUGCGACGGAUGUUCUUCACGGUGUCCAGCCGUCAAGACACUCACGCUUGGAAAACUUCCAAAAUGUCUGUGUAUUCACAUUCCUCGAACAACCUGGGGCCGCUCUGGUACGCCCAUCAAACGAGAUGAUCCCGUAAUAUUUCCAGAAAUAUUACUGCUAGAUCCAUUUACAUUCACAGAAGCAAAGAAAAGAAACUCUCAGGGUACAUCACAUGCCAUGGUUGGACUUUUCGAUCAGAAUUCGGGACAUGGGAAAAACAGAUAUAGACUGAGAUCAGUGGUCGAGCAUCGUGGUCUCGUGGACGCUGGUCAUUUUGUGUCGUAUAGAAGAGGGAACAGACCUGGUCAGUGGAUUUACACUUCAGACACAACUGUGGAACGUACGACAUUGACCGAUGUGCUGUGUGCUAGUCCGUAUUUGCUAUUUUAUGAACGAAUUACCACAUCCUAAUGCCAUAGUUUAGAGCCGUAUUUCAAUCACAGGACCGUAAUCUUUUAUCAAAUACAGUAGGAGAGUGUCAAAUAUUCAUACCCAUGAUAAUAAUUUUAAUAUCGCCAAAGAAGCCAAAAGUAGUAAAAACGUUAAUAGGUAAUUGAAACCUGCAGCCAAGGUAAUCGACUCCGAGCAUGUUGUUCGUAAUCUAAUGAAGAACUUCUCCGUCUUAGAUAUUCCAUUAAUGACGUAAUGCGCAUACUGUUUUAGUCGAACGGAAUGCGACUUAUUAUUAGAAACUCAAGCUCCCCAAUUCGGAUUUUAGCUUGUAGAAGAUUUACAGCAAAAAUGAAGAAAUCCUCGACGGACGACUUUACCACUGCUUUAGCCUAGUGCGAAAAUAUAUGUAAUUACAUAAGACUCAAACGUUGUGAUAGCAGAUAGAAGUUGAAUAUUGUGGAGUAAGACUGUACCCGUAAAGUUUAUAUGAGGAGAGAGCGUAACCUUUUUUAUUAUUGACUCCAGGAGAGUUUUUAUCCCAAUUUACUUACCGAUACAGGUGCGUGGGUAUAAGAAUAUUAAAGUUUGCCCACAUUGAAUCGGCGUGCGUAGUUGUUCUUGAGCGAACUAAAAAUAUAAUAGUAUCUGGUUGACUAACUUUAAUAAUUCAUUAGUUCCAAGGUAAGGAUUCGAUGUAUUCACAUUCUUACAAGAUAUAAUGAAAAUUUUUCACAAAA
This is a messenger RNA of Athalia rosae (coleseed sawfly), 2455 nucleotides long. RefSeq names its product ubiquitin carboxyl-terminal hydrolase 30 (gene Usp30). Lineage: Eukaryota; Metazoa; Arthropoda; Insecta; Hymenoptera; Athaliidae. The transcript is spliced from 7 exons. Gene Ontology annotation, cellular component: nucleus; cytosol. Bases 297 to 1736 code for a protein of 479 amino acids. Gene Ontology annotation, molecular function: cysteine-type endopeptidase activity; cysteine-type deubiquitinase activity. Gene Ontology annotation, biological process: protein deubiquitination. The record is from RefSeq and is a predicted model, not a curated record.